UAUUGUGAGAAAAAGAAAGACUUUGGUCACAGUAAAAUCUAAAUUGAAAAGUAAAAAAUUGCAGCAAUUAAAAUGAUAGGAACACCGAACACGUAUCAUUUGUUGCAAUCCAUCGUGCCCAAAGAAAAUGAGCAAAGACUGAAGGAAAUCGCCCGACAGAAGCAGAAACAAAAGGACAAGUUCACUCAGGAUUUAAUGGAUAACAAUUUGGAACCAAUAUACAAGACUGCCAAGCCUCCAGUUAUCAAGGACGACGAAAACGAUAACAUAAUCCUCGACUUCAUGAAACCAGUAGAUCCUGAAGUGAAGAAAGUGUUGUAUUCAAGCUACCCUGAGGCUCGCCACGAAUAUUUGAAGCUGCGCUACUUGCCUCUGCCCGAAGACAGGUACUACUUCCCGGAAGCCUCCAACUUCGUGUACGGCUGGCACAUGUGGCACGAACGCCGACAAUACGUGGGCUUUGGCAGACAACCCAUCAUAAAAAACUCGUUCUACAGAAGAAACGGCGUGGAAAGAGACCCGGAUUGGUACAAGGAGCCCCACAAGAUGAGCCCCACCACCUGUGGAAAUCUCUAACUUACUUCAGCCUCCCUGUGGACGGCGUUGAAAUUACGGAAGAGCAAGUUGUUCAGCGUCGAAAGAUAAUUGUCAUCAUCCUUGACUGCUUUGGGCUCUUUGUCGAAUAAAGCUUGCAUAAAAUUUGUGAGACGUAUGUUGUCUGAUUUGAGGCUCAACUUGUCGUCUUUAUCCUCGUCAUCCUCACCAACGUUCUCAUUGCACAACAGACCUAAAAUUAUUAUUCGUGUAUUUGUGACCAAUAAACUAUUAAAUUAUUCGUA
This is a messenger RNA of Aethina tumida (small hive beetle), 839 nucleotides long. Its product is annotated as protein ATP6V1FNB-like. The coding region runs from base 73 to 576 and encodes 167 amino acids. The transcript has 2 exons. The record is from RefSeq and is a predicted model, not a curated record. Lineage: Eukaryota; Metazoa; Arthropoda; Insecta; Coleoptera; Nitidulidae.